Molecule: messenger RNA, 732 nt
Organism: Durusdinium trenchii
Lineage: Eukaryota; Dinophyceae; Suessiales; Symbiodiniaceae
Source: the annotation of a GenBank genome assembly
CGCAUGGUAGCUUCAUUUUGUGCUACGAUCAUGAGCGCUCGCUUCCCAUGAGAUGGGCCCAUAUUUGUCCCAACCUGUCACUCAGAAAGAGUCAUGUUCAGGGAGCGGAAGGCUGUGGAACAUGCUGCAAACAUAAUUAGAGUUCAAGAGUGGUGGUUGUUUAUGCAUAAUGCUCGAGCGCUUUUGUCUUGGUGGAGGGGGCACCUUUGGGGCUGCAGUGCUAUGCAGGGAUGGAGAACCAGCAUGGAGGUGGAUUUGUGGCCUUUCUUUGCAGUGCCAACGCUCUUUGUUGCAGCAUUUCCUGCACCCAUGCCCUAUUUUCAGGAUUCUCAUUUGGCUAUCUCUGGGCUCGGAGAAGAGCUGCGAGCAUCUCACUGAUGGUACCGAAAUUGUAACAGCCAAGAAUGUGGCUAAGGAGUGGGAUCUCUUUGUUUGGAGUCUUUGAUGGACAUGGAGGCUCAGAGGUCGCAGCGUUCUGCAAGAAAUACAUGCCUGACGAAAUCAGCAGGCAGCUGAGAGUGCGGUUGGCAAGUGGUACCAGGCUUUCCGGCGAUUGCUUGGGGGAGGUUCUGACUGCUUCCUUCCAUGCGAUGGACGAGAUGCUGCGGUCACCUGAAUUUGAGCGACCCUUGCUCGCGCUGAAACAGGCUGCGAGAGCUGGUCCAAAAGGAGGUGAUGCUGGCGUUUCAUCUUCCGAAGCAGGAUCUUCAUCAAGCGCUGACUUAGACGAGG